AUGGUGUGCACGGACCGCGCCUUGACUUUCACCUUCGUCAUUGGCGAGUCGACACCGGGCGGACGUGAUUCGGGACGUUACGUGGCGGCCUUGACUUUAACCCUCGGCGUAACGCGCUCGGCGUUCGAUCACACCGGUUUACCAGAGGCGUACUCGUCGGCGUCAGACUCUGCUCUACUCUUCACAGGUAUGGCUGGCGCGGCGACCUUGUCAUCGUUAGAGCCGCAGUCAAUUGCAUCACGCGGUGAU
This is a messenger RNA of Iphiclides podalirius (scarce swallowtail), 249 nucleotides long. NCBI's taxonomy places the organism in Eukaryota, Metazoa, Arthropoda, Insecta, Lepidoptera, Papilionidae. The record is from the annotation of a GenBank genome assembly.